Hordeum vulgare subsp. vulgare (domesticated barley) is the source of this 2303-nucleotide messenger RNA. RefSeq names its product protein LEO1 homolog. The record is from RefSeq and is a predicted model, not a curated record. Gene Ontology annotation, cellular component: Cdc73/Paf1 complex; nucleus. The coding region runs from base 85 to 2082 and encodes 665 amino acids. NCBI's taxonomy places the organism in Eukaryota, Viridiplantae, Streptophyta, Magnoliopsida, Poales, Poaceae. Gene Ontology annotation, molecular function: RNA polymerase II C-terminal domain phosphoserine binding. Gene Ontology annotation, biological process: transcription elongation by RNA polymerase II; positive regulation of transcription elongation by RNA polymerase II. The transcript is spliced from 11 exons.
GAACGCGACGCGACCCACGCAGAACUCACCUCAGAGAGGAAACUGAAGAAACCCAAACAGGAGCGGAGAGUGGCGGCGGCGGCGAUGGCGGGCGGUGACCGGGAGAGGGACGUCGAGGAGGCGACGCGCAACCAGAUGAUGCAGAACCUGUUCGGCGACCAGUCUGAGGACGAAGAGGACGACGGCCCCAUCGAGGUCGCCGACGAGGACGACCAGGUGCCGCCACAUCAGAUGCAGCGCCAUCACCAAGUCCUGGACCAAGAGGAGGACGAGGAGGAAGAAGACGAAGGACGCAGCCACGGUCCUGCCCACGACGCAUACCACUCGGAAGAAGGGGAGGGUGAGGCAGAGAAUGGAGGGGAAGGAGAAGCGGAAGGAGAAGGUGAGAGUGAGGGGCAACUCGGAAUGGAAGAGGAAAGUGAAACAGAGGCCCAUCCUGCUGAUCUUGAUCAAGGAGAAAGUGAUCCGGAAAAGGUUCAGAGCUCACCAGAAAGAGAAAUGAGUGAUGGGGUGAUGCAAACUGACGCAAGAGGCAUGGAAAGUGAAGAAGAUGGCUAUGAGCAGCAGGCGGUUCCCAGUAGAAGAAGGGAAGUUGUUGCCUCUGAAUCUGAGGGGUCCGAAGAUAAUUACUAUGCUGGUCAAGCUCCUGAAGAUGAGGAAGCUCCUCAAAGGAAACUAAGCUCGCCAAUGGAGGAAGAGAGAGAUCAUGAAGUCGUCCGUGAUGUGUUUGGUGAUAGUGAUGAAGACGAACCUGCUCCUUAUCGGGCCCCGGAUGAAAUUGACGAAGAUUCUAAUCCUAUGGAGGAUGAAGGGCAAUAUGAGAAAGAAUUGCAGCCAGAUGAUGUCGUGGCUGAUGAUGAUAUGCGAUAUGAAUCAGAUGACAACCGUGAACCAAAAACAAAAGAGAAGCCAGUUGGUCCACCAUUGAACUUGGUUGUUCCACGUCAGCAGCCACCAGCUCGACCCGACAGAAUGAAUGUGAUAAAGGUAUCAAACAUAAUGGGGAUUGAUCCGAGGCCUUUUGAUCCCAAAACAUAUGUGGAAGAAGAUGUUUACGUUACAGAUGAAUCUGGGACCAAGAAAAAAAUACGACUGGAGGACAACAUUGUGCGGUGGAGAACUGUCAAGAAGGCUGAUGGCACUACAUCAGUUGAAAGUAAUGCACGCUUUGUCAAAUGGAAAGAUGGAACCAUGCAGCUGCUGAUUGGUAAUGAAGUUCUUGAUAUAUCCGUACAUGAAGCAAAUCAUGACCAGUCCCAUCUGUUUCUGAGGAGUGGGAAGGGAGUUCUACAAUCACAAGGAAGACUUCUGCAGAAAAUGAGAUUUAUGCCAUCUUCCUUGUCUUCAAAGUCACAUCGUUUAUUAACCGCUCUUGUUGAUUCUCAGAAUAAGAAAACUGUUAAGAUGCAAAAGUGGUAUGAUGCUAAGGAUCCUGAGAGAGUGAAGCAGGAAAAAGAAAAGGCGGAGGGCCAAAGUAUUAGAGCUCAUUCAAUUCUUCAACGCAAACGAGAAAAGGUCAAUCGCAAAUACACACAACCUGCCAGGCAAAGAAGACAGCUUUCUCCAGGGUUUUUGGAAGAUGCAUUAGAUGAGGAUGAGGAGACCGACAACCAGUACAGCUCUCGGCGAAUGGCAUCUCGUGGUCGUUUUGAGGAUGACUUGGAGGCUGAAGCACUAGCUGAAAGGCGUAUAAUUAAUGCGAAGAAGUCGAAUAUGAGCAGAGGUGUUCCUCGUAAACCAUCCUUCCCUCCUUCUCGCCCAGCGAGACGCCAGGAGUACUCUGAGAGCGAAAGGGAGGAGUCAGAGUAUGAAACUGAAGGCGAGGACAUUGAGCACUCUCCAACUGGUGGAAGGGGAGAUGAGCUGGAUGAGGAGGAUGAAUAUGAGGAAGACCCGGAAGAGGAUGCGCGUAUGUCAGAUGAAGGAAUCCAGGAACCAAAGCGGAAGAGAGAGUCAGCAGCAGGCGGGAGCCAAAGGCGCAGGGAGGUGGACUCGGGCGAGGAUUCCCCGCCGAGGAAACAACCUGCGAUGGUUCAUCGCCGGAAGGCCGUCGUUUUUGAAAGCGACGAUGAAGACGAGUGAAGGGAGAGAAAAUAGAAGCUCACAAACCUACAUUUGUCUCUGCUGCCAAAAGAGUGCUGUUGAAUACUAUUGGAUAGGCCAUGUGUGAGGGCCAGUUCUUUUCACCUCAUAAUUCUUCAGAAUUAUGAUUCUGGGAAACUGCCCACAGAAUCGUCUGGUAACAGAAUUGUCUGUCCAGUUCUUUUCUGUGAUUUUAGCAUGUAAUUGUUGUAUGAGUUGUC